Molecule: messenger RNA, 302 nt
Organism: Limulus polyphemus (Atlantic horseshoe crab)
Lineage: Eukaryota; Metazoa; Arthropoda; Merostomata; Xiphosura; Limulidae
Exons: 4
Molecular function (GO): single-stranded telomeric DNA binding
Source: RefSeq, a predicted model, not a curated record
AUGUAUGUCACUAGAGUAGACAGGUACAGAAAUAGUGUGAAAGGAAAAUGUUUUUCACCAAAAGAUAUCCUUGUGUUUAGUGGUGUCUGUACAUCAUCACCAAGAUCUGUAGCUGGUGCUUACACUUACACUGAGUAUGAUCAAAGGAAGGUGGAAGAACUGAGAGAAUUUGCAUCAACAUCAGUAAAAACAAUGGAACCUGGAGAUUUUGCUGAUAUUGUUUGUCAGGUUGUAAGUAUUGCAUCCAUUAGAAAGGGCCAAAGUGUAGUUCUGAGAGUGUGGAAUGGAACAAAACCUUCCAA